CUCCCGCCCGGCCCCGCGGGAUGAGCCGGCGCAGCCGGGGCCGGAGGCGACUCUCUCAGGUAAAUUGGCAAAAUGUGGAGUGGAAAGCCGAAAGAGGUGCCUUUACCAAACCCAAGAAAUCUUCAUAAUAAGGAUACUGUUCGAGAUGUGAUGACAUCAUGGGAUGCACUUUCUCAGACUAAGGCUGCUCUGAGGCACAUUGAGAACAAAUUAGAAGUAACUCCCACCAGCACAGCUGUGUUUGAUUCUAUCAUGGAUACCAAGAAAUCUGCUAAUGCUACCAGGAAAAUAAGUAGGAAAGAUGGUAGAUAUCUAGAGGAUUGUUUGGGUAUUGCUCCAUCCAACAAGGCAUCCAAAUCACGAAAGGAAAAAUCUUCUAGAAGUCCUCUUCGAGCCACCACCUUAGAGAGCAAUGUGAAAAAGAAUAACCACGUGGAAUUUCGUGAGCCCUUAGCUUCAUUUAGGGGGGAGACCUUUGUUGCUCCAUCCAGUCUAAGUUCUAGCCAGCCAGAUGUCAAACAUUUGUAUGUUUUGGACACCACUAAAACAGAAGAGGCAACUGUUGGAGGAAGUUGGAUGAUAUAUAAUCGGGAUGACCGGGAUAUACAUUGCCAAGAUUUUGACAGCUCUCAGUCAUCUGCUGUAAAUGAAACUGUUGUUAGGUAUUUAAAUGAUCGACCAGCAAUUGAUGCCUUGCAGAAUUCAGAAGGUUUAUUCAGAGCAAUAGCUUCUAUAAGAACUGAGGAAGAAAAACCUUGUGGGUCAAAAGUAAAUGAGAAGACUUCAAUGAGUAACAUAAACUGUGAUGUUGAUAUGAAAGUGUCAAGGCCAAGUGAAUCUUCUCCAUCGUCUGCUAGUACUACUAGUACCAGAUUAGACAUCUUAAAGCGGCGACAGCAUGAUUCCAAACUAGAAAAACUCAAGGAGCGGAUUAGGAAACAAUGGGAAAACUCAGAAGAUGUUAGUGGCAGAGGUCAGCAUCUGGGACAUGCUGACCAGCCAGUAAUGAUAACCAAUGUUGACAGUGGAGUGACAGCAAAAGUUCGGAAAGUGGCAACAGCACCACCUGCUCCAGCAUAUAAAGGCUUCAAUCCUACAGAGACUAAAAUUCGAACCCCUGAUGGAAAGGUGUGGCCUGAAGCAGUGUUUCAUAAUAUGAGUAGAGAUUUAUAUCGAGAUCUUGGAUUACACUUUGGUGAAGAUGUCUCAGUAAAAGAGAAGCCUCUUGAAAAAUAUAAGGAAAAGAAAACAAUCAGACCAGUGAGAAAAGUACAAAAGGUAACACAAUCAUCAAGUCCAGAUUACAAAUCAGGCGGUGGCCGUAUAAUAAGUACAUCCUCUUGGAGAGAUGGACAAAAGUUAGUAAAGAAGAUUUUGGGUCCAGCACCCAGAAUAGAGCAAAGAGAGCGAAGGAUGGAGUCAGGUGAUAGAAAUGGAAAAGAGAAGAAUACUAAGUCUGUUGGCCAAAUUGGAAGAGCAGAAUCUGAUCCUAGAUUGGAAAUUUCACAUAAACGUCGUCAUCCACGAAGCAUAGAACGUUCACGAAGUAGGGUUCGGCUUGAGAAUAACUUCAAGAAAUUGCCUGAUUCUCUUCCAGAUAGUAAACCAGAGGAAGAUACUGUAAAUAAAGACUUUUUGCCAGUUGAAAUUCGCGGGAUUCUCGAUGAUCUUCAGCUAGAUUCUGCACCACAGUCUACAAAGCAAGAAACUGGGGAUCGGCAGAAUCAAAAGCUUGUGGUACCAGCCCAAAAUUCUAGAAGUCAUAGCCCUGUUAAAAGAAAACCAGAGAAGUUAACAGCUAAUGAAGAUCCUCCUGUGAUUUCUAAAAAAAGGCACUAUGAUACUGAUGAAGUUCGCCAGUACAUUGUUAGACAACAAGAGGAAAGAAAGAGGAGGCAAAAUGAAGAGAAGAAGGCUCAAAAAGAGGCAACUGAACAAAAGAACAAACGACUGCAGGAGCUUUAUCGGAAACAGAAGGAAGCAUUUAGUAAAGUGAAAAAUGUACCUUCUUCUGAACCUUCAGCAGCCAGGAGGAUACAGGAAACUUACUCUAAAUUGCUGCUGGGACAAGCCUUAUUAGAAGAGCCAUCUCAUCAACUCCAUGUUACACAAGAUACACAGGUAAAACCAGGGUACCAACCAUCUGGAGAAUCUGACAAAGAAAACAAAGCACAAGAACGCCCCCCUAGUGCAUCUUCCAGUAGUGAUAUGUCUCUCUCGGAACCUCUGCAACCCCUUGUAAGAAGUGAUUUGGUAGAACCAGCGUGGAUGCAGCCAGACAGGUUAAGCCCAAGAAAUUAUCCUCCCCAACAACCACUUAUUGAAGCAACUGGAUGUUUACUCUCCCAGCUUUUGGAUCUAGAGCAUGUAGGGACUUUGCAGAAGGACUUUGAAUCUAUAUUGUCAACCAGGAGAAACCAAGGUGUAAGCACAGGGACUUGGAAUUUGACACCACAACUGUAUAUGACCUCAGCAACUACACAGCAAGAUGCUUUGAUAAAACCUAGUUCAAACCAGUAUAGAAGUAAGUUAGACCGAAUUGAAGCCCUAAAAGCAACAGCAGCUUCCUUGUCCAGCAGAAUUGAAAAUGAAGCCAAGAAAUUAGCUGGCGCUAACAUUAACUAUGGAACAACGUGGAAUACUGACUAUGAUACGCUGCAAGGUACCCAGGAGGAUGGACAUUGGGCUAAACCUGUGAGUCCACCUGUGAAAGAAGAUAAUGAAGAUAUUUUUUCUGCCAGAAUUCAAAAGAUGCUUGGGACCUGCAUAUCUCACACAGACUUUGAGGAUAAUCUUCCUGGAGUAGGAAACCUUAGUGAGUUUAAAAAACUUCCUGAGAUGAUUAGACCUCAUAGUUCUGUAUCAAACUUUGGAUUACGAUCACCUCAUAAACCAGAAGGACCAUUAGCAUUGUUAAAUAAAAGACAGGCUGAUUCUCCUGCCUCUGAUACUCAAGUUUGUGGUCAAGACAAAGUGAAAAUAUCUCAUGAUUCAAGCACAGAUUCAGUUAGUGAAGGGCCUCUUCUUAGUGAGGGGAGCCUUUCUGAAGAAGAGGAAGGCAAGGGUGGGCAUUCCCCUUUGAAAAUAGCGACAGAAAUCUUCAAGGAAAAGGAAUUCUGUGCUGGGGAAAGAAACACCUAUGAACCUAUCAAAGAGUUUCAAAAAGAUGCUGAGAAAUUUGCACCACUUUUUGGACAAACAAGUGGCAUACAAAGCAAAGGAUCAUGGGAGGAAUUGGCAAAAGGAAGUCCACAUAGUGUCAUUAACAUUUUUGCAAAGUCUUAUCAACUCUAUGGAAAAGGCUUUGAAGACAUGUUGGAUAAAGGAUCACCGGUGUUGCGCCCUUUGGUUCCCAUUACAACUCCUGCAGGCAGUAUUUCAUAUGAAGAUGAUUUUGUGUCCUCUCCAGCAAAUGCAACACUGACAGAAAAAAAAACUGCUUAUGAACCUAUUCUCAGUAGUAGCAGUUCAAGCAUUCAGGAAGAACCUUCUAGCAAGAAAUCCCAACAUUCAGCAGGGACUCAAUCUGUCACAUCAUCUCGUUCAUCCACUUCUUCCAAAGGAAAGAAAGGAAGAAAGGAAAAGAAAGAAUGGUUAGCGUCAUUUACUGGUGGUGCUCAAAACAUUUUGCGUGAAGAAGAAAGAGCACAAUCUGGUUCAGAUCGUGGGUCUCACAAGGGAAAGAAGCCUGUGACUAGUAGCAAAAUUCCCAUUAAUGAUUAUGAGCAGUAUUCUGAUUCUGAUAGCACUUUGGAAAAUCUUUCUGGGCAGUCUAUGAGUCUCUCAUCAGAUAAGGGAAGAUCACAGAGAACUCCAACUUCUCCCCUGUCUCCAAGCUCCCAGAAACUUUCACAAUUUGACCUUCCAGCAAACUCAAUGGAGAGAACUAGAUCCCCAGCAGUCUUGCCUCCAACACCAUCAGCAUUCAAACCCAAUGCUGUCUUCUCUGACAUGAAUUUAUCAGGUAGUAAGGCAACAGCAGGAACACCUUCAACCGCAGGUGCUGUACGCUUUUCUCCUGCCGGUCUUCAGCAUCGUAUGACAGCAGAACUUAGCUACUUAAGUGCCAUUGAGGAGUCUGUGCGCCAGUUAACAGAUGUAGAAAGAGUUCGAGGCAUAUCACUGGCCCAACAGGAGACUGUCUCCUUGGCUCAGAUCUUAAAGGCACAGCAGCAGCGUCAUGAACGAGAUCUGGCACUUUUAAAGUUGAAGGCUGAACGUGAAGCCCUGGAAAGUCAGAGACAGCUGGAGGAAGCCCGUCACAAAGCAGCUCAGGCUCAUGCAGAAUCUCUGCAGCAACUGGUUCAGUCACGACAGGAAGCUACUGAAGCACUACAAGAGACAACAUGUAAGAUAGCUGCCCAGCAGGCAGAGGCUGCUCGGCUCACCACAGAUGCAGCACGACAAAUCCGUGAGAUGACAGAAUUGGCACGAAACCAAAUAUCAGAUGCUGUCACAGCUACAGCAGCACCAAUUACAGCUCUUAUUGAUCACCAGCGGCAACAGCAUUCAGAGUUCAUGAAACAGUUGAGAGCCAGAACUGAUACAGACAGGAAAAGUGAAUCUGUUUUACUUUCUCAGAGUAAAGAAGAGACAUCUGACUCAAAGAAUCAAAAGUAUUCUCCAUCUUUUGAUAGUUAUUCAGAAGCCUCAAAAAACAAGAGUCAUGAUCAGAGAAGCAGUAACAGCCUCCAGGAAAGCCCUUCAGUUCUGUUAAUAAAGGAAAAUGAAAAGAAACCUGCCUCUGAAAAGACAGAGAGUCCUAUUGAAGAACAAGUUCAUACUGCUGUGGAUGAUUCCCUUCAGAGUGAUAGCAUUCCAUCAUUGCCUGAUGAGAAAGACUCAACUUCUAUUGCAACUGAGUAUUCCCUUAAAUUUGAUGAGUCCAUGACAGAAGAUGAAAUAGAAGAAAAGUCUUUUAGGUCCUUACUACCCUCAGAAAGUCAUCGCCGAUUUAACAUGGAAAAGAAAAGAGGUCAUCGUGAUGAUUCUGAUGAGGAACCUUCUCCAGAAAAGACUGCUUUGUCUUCUGUUAAGGAACUGAGUAUGCCAUUCUCAGGAGGGCAAGAUAGUUUCUCUAAAUUCACUAUGGAAAUGGUACGUCAGUACAUGAAAGAAGAGGAAAUGAGGGCAGCUCACCAGUCUUCAUUAUUACGACUCCGUGAGAAAGCCCUGAAGGAGAAAGCUAAAGCAGAGCUAGCCUGGCUGGAACACCAAAAAAAACAUCUACGAGACAAAGGAGAAGAUGAUAAGAUGCCCCCUCUCCGGAAGAGACAACGUGGUUUGCUGUUGAAAUUGCAGCAGGAGAAGGCAGAAAUUAAGCGUCUCCAGGAAGCCAACAAGGCAGCAAGGAAGGAAAGACAACUGAUUCUUAAACAGCAAGAAGAAAUAGAAAGAAUCCGUCAAACUACAAUUAAGCUUCAAGAGAAGUUGAAGUCAGCAGGAGAAAAUAAAUUGGAACCUCGUAGUGAGGAUGAGACAAAGCAAAGUAAGGCUUCUAGUCCAGCUCCAACUGACUUAGAAACUCGAAGUCCAUCCCCUGUCUCCAUUUCUAGCAGUGAGACUAGCAGCAUCAUGCAGAAACUCAAGAAAAUGCGCAGCCGCAUGGAUGAAAAACACUGCUCUCCUGUUCACUACUUCUUCUCUGUCUUUACGUCUCAUCACUGGGCCUCUCUCAGUGUCUGUUUUCCCAACCUCCAUCCCAAAUUCCAGCUGUAUAUCUACAACCAGUUGGUCAGGUUUCUUACUAAACGAGAGCAGAAAUUGAUGCAAAGGCGACAGCAUGCAGAGGAACUGCUCGAGUGGAAACGACGUUUAGAUGCAGAAGAAGCUGAGAUUCGUCGAAUGGAAAAACAAGCUUUGGCAGCAUGGGACAAAGAGCUUAUGAAAUCUAAAACACCCAAGAAAGAUCUGGAAGAUGAGGGAAGAGAGCAAAAAGAAACAGCUAGUGAAGAGGAGUCUCUAGCACCUUCUUGCUCUAAUCUAAACAGUGAAAGUUCUAUCCCAGAAGAAUUAGGCAGUCCAUCUGCUGAACCUGUACCAUCUGGAACUACAGCUCAGGGGCAGCCUGGGAGCCUAAAUCACAGUAUACUUACUGAAGAAAUAGUUUAUUCACAGGAUCUAGAAUUGUCUACUAUCUCCACUACGAAACAUUCACCUUCCAAAAGCUCUGCAUCCUUGUCAAAGCAUGAUUCCAGUAAAGGAAGUCACCGGACUGGAGGACAGUCUCGCCUAUCUGGAAAAUCCCAUCAACUCUCUCAUAGUUGGUCAGAUGAGUCAUUAUCUAUGACACAGUCAGAACCUACUUCUGACCAGAGUGACAUUGAAGGUAGAAUCAGAGCUUUAAAAGAUGAGCUGCGGAAGAGAAAAUCAGUUGUUGAUCAAUUGAAAAAGGAACAGAAAAAAAGACAGAAAGAGAGGCUAAAAGCCCAGGAGGCCAGUCUGAUCAAACAGUUAGAGUCUUAUGAUGAAUUUAUCAAGAAAACAGAAGCUGAGUUAAGCCGGGACCUUGAGACAUCACCAACAGCUAAACCUCAAAUUAAAACUCCCUCCUCCACUACUGAAAGGCCCAAGAUCAAACCUCCACCACUUCACAGGUCUGAAGCAGCAAAGAACUGGAAAUCCCUGACAGAGUCAGAACGGUCCAGAGGAUCCCUAGAAUCUAUUGCUGAACAUCUUGAUACUUCACCCUUAAGUUCUGAGAAAUCUUUGUCUGAGAGAACGUUGUCUACACCUACCAAGAGACCUGCUGACUUGGACAUUCGUGUAGAACAACCUCCAAACCCAUCUCCACAUCUUAAAAUAUCUAGGAGAGCCAGAGCAGAAUCUGGGGAUUAUCUGGAAAAUGUGCCUUUAUUAUCUCCUUUCAAAGAUCUAAACACCGACAGAAUCUCUAAUGUAUUGGAUAUUAGGUUGGAAGAAGAGGAUAGUCAUAAAUCUGAAAUCCAAGAAGAGGUGGGGGAAUAUGCAAAAUCAGAAGACAGUGAGAUUGAAGAUAGUUAUUCUAAACUCUCUAGAAAAUCUUACGUCUUGUUGAAACUAGACCUGGAGCAGGGAGAUUCACCUGAAAUUGUCUCAAUGAAAAGUCUUCCUUUAGACUCUAAAAGUGUCCCAAAAGAUUCACAGAGCCCACUUGCCAGGGAGAAACUUCAGAAAAUAGAGAAAAUGAUAAAAGAGGUACAAAAGGACAGAAAUGAUAUUGAGGAUCUGAGUGCAAAAUCAGAACAAGCUUCCUACCAACAAAAGAUUGCAGAGGAACAGGACUCGUCUAUUUCAGAACAACUUUCUAGUCUUAGAGAGAUGUCCUACUCAGAUGACUUUGAGGCGUCUUCUCCCAAAAAAGAGACUUCAGUUGAAGGAGCACCUGCUGAAUUGUACAAAGAUGACUUUGAAUUAUCAUCUGUAUUAUCUCCCAGAAUUGACUCUCAAUCACAGAGGGAAAAAUUGCCACUGACAAAGAACUCAAGAAGUAAAGCCACCAGUUUUAGUAGCGAUGAUGAAAUUAGUGAAUGCCUUAGCAAGAAAAGUCUGUCCAUUUCUGGAAGUGUCCAUUCUGGGAGACUAUUGGAACUCAGAUCUCCAACAGAACUUUUGAAAAGUAAGGAACGGAGUGAUGUGGAGAAUGAAGAUGGUAUUACUGAGGCACCAUCGUGGGCCUCUGCCUCUUCUGCUGAAACAGAUAAAUUGCUAGAUUUCCAACUUGGUGACAGAGUCCUUAUCAGCAAUGUUCAGCCUGGCACUCUUCGAUUCAAAGGCUUGACAGAGUUUGCAAAAGGAUUUUGGGCUGGAGUAGAGCUGGAUAAGCCUGAAGGAAAUAACAAUGGAACUUAUGAUGGAAUUAUGUACUUUGAGUGUAAAGAGAAGCAUGGGAUUUUUGCUCCUCCCCAGAAAAUCUCUCACAUUGAAGAAAAUUUUGAUAAUUUUAUAGAUGAAAAUGCUUUUUCUAAUGAACAAUAUAAUCAGCAUCAAAAACAAGAGCAGAAAGACACAGAGAGUCCUGAGUCCAAUAGAGAAAAAGAUUCAAAUAAAAAUUUCCAGGAGAAAUCUCCAGUUAGCAUACACAUAGUGGAAACCUCAGUGGAGAGAAGCAGUAAGACUGAAUCCAUAUUUAAAGUAGACCAUACACAAGAGAAUUCUGUAUCUACUGAAUCAACUACUCAAGAGCAAUCUUUAGUAGAUUCUAUAGUUUGUUCCAUAAAAGAUGAGGAUGAUAUUUCCCUUUUUGUUUCUAGUGCCAUAGAAAAAGUUACUUCUUUUGUAUUGGAUGAUACAUUAGAUAUUGUCCUUUCUGAAGAACUGAAAAGACAACAAGAGUAUUGGACAAAAGAAUUGCCUGAAAAGAACGAAAACUUAUCUCCACAAGUUUUGGGAAAACCUUCAACCCCACUCCUGGACCUUUUAACUAAAGAAAAAAACCAAUUGGAAGCUCAGUUGAGAUCAUCACUUAGUGUGGAAGAAAAAUCAAAAAAAUUGGAAACAGUCAGCUUACUGACAGAUAGCCUGCUAAAAACCUUUGUGAAGGAUACAGUUGAUCAGUUGCAACAAAUUAAGAAAGUUAAGAAUGAGAAAAUACAACUUAGCAACCAGGGGCUUCAUGAUGAUGACCAAGAAAAAGUAUUUUCCAGAGUCCCAUCUAAUUAUCAUGAGGAGCAAUCACCUAGUAGCCCGCCAGGUCUGUUUUUAAAGCCUGAAGUAGAUGAUGAAAGAGAAGAAGUUUCCUCUCCAGAUAUGUGCCCCAGACCAGAGAGCCCCGUAUUUGGUGCCAGUGGACAAGAAGAACUUGCUAAGAGGCUUGCAGAACUUGAAAUCAGCCGGGAGUUCCUGAGUGCAUUAGGAGAUGACCAAGACUGGUUUGAUGAAGACUUUGGCUUAAGUUCCGCCCACCAGGUCCAACAAAAUAAGGUAGAAGAACCAAUUGUGCCGCCAAUGGCAGAGUCAAAAAAAGUACUACCUCCAAAGCCAUGUGAGACACUAUUGGCUGUUCCACACACUGCAGAAGAGGUAGAAACACUAGUCCAUGCUGCAGCUGAGGAACUUUGGAAAUGGAAAGAGAUGGGCCAUGAUCUUCAAAGCAUCAGUAUUCCCACAAAACUACUAGGCAGUGCUUGUAGGGGUCAAGAUAUGGAAAACACCAGUAAAAGAGUCUAUAAGAAGGCGGUCUUUGACUUGACGAAAGAAAUUUUUGGAGAAAUAUUUGCUGAAGAUCCCAAUCUGAAUCAGCCUAUCUGGAUGAAACCAUGUAGGAUGAACUCCAGUUACUUCCGAAGAGUAAAAAAUCCAAAUGACCUUGAUGAAAUCAAGAACUUUAUAGCUACUGAAGUACUUAAGCUGUUCAGCCUUAAAAAGGAACCAAACUACAAAACAGAUUGGCAGAAAAUGAUGAAAUUUGGACGGAAGAAGAGAGAUCGAGUUGAUCACAUCCUGGUACAAGAGCUCCAUGAAGAGGAGGCUCAGUGGGUGAACUAUGAUGAAGAUGAACUCUGCGUAAAGAUGCAGCUAGCUGAUGGGAUCUUUGACACCUUAAUCAGGGAUACUAUUGAUGUUCUGAACCAGAUCAAUGAAAAACAGGGGAGAAUGCUGCUUGUGUGACACCUUCCAAAUAAACCGAAAACAUUGUGACAAUUUGAGUUGUGGGCCUUUCUGCCUCCUGAUAUACACUACAUCUCCAUCGUAGCAAGAAUGCUGCUGGCCCUUGUUUACCUGGUUUUAAAGACAGCUCACAUGGAAUCCCAGGAGCAAUCUGGUACAGCCUUUGCCUUUAGAUACUGUUCACUAAACAUAUCGAUUGUUUUCAGUGAGCAAAGUUGCACACCUGCUGCUAACACAGAGGCAUAUUUCUAAUCACCACUUUUCAGCAUCCCAAAUGGUCUUAGAUGAGGGCUGAAAAUACCAGAAUUACCUCUUAGUUUAGACCAGGAUACCAGUUUACUCAAGUCCUAAGUCAAGAGAGAAUUAUAAAUAGAAAUAUCACAUUAUUUUGGAAUCUUAUUGGCUUAUACAUCUGGUUGUAAUAAAUGGACAGUACAAUACUUAAACAGUGUUAAACUCUUCACUACUUUUAAAUGGACAGCUCUAACAAUAUACAUCAGUUUUACACUUUGGAGUUCAUUUUCUUCUAUUAUAGAAAUUUAGCACAAGUGGAUUGUCAGGUUAACAGAAGAAAAUGGGUGACCUUGCUUUCUGUUCUCAUAGAGACAAUUUGAAACCCUUGUAUCUUUUCCAGUUUUCUACUUUGGGGCAUGAGAACAAAGAAAUGCCCUUCUUGAAGACUGGGCACAAAAGACUCACUUAGGGUCAGCUUUUCCCAUCCUUGUCCCCACCCCCUACUUUUCCUUAUCAUUCUGAACUACCACCAGCUGCUCCUAGAAUCACAAAUACUCAGGACUGUCUCAGGCAUCCAGGCAGGCAGAAGUGGACAUUGCUCAUUUGGACCUUCCCUCCCUUGAUCCCCAUGUUCAUCCAAGAAAUCAGAGAAACUUUUACUUGAAUGAUUUAGGAAAUGAGUAUAUGCACCAAAGACCAAAAAAAAGUUAUGCCCGUUGCUUGUGUGCUUGUAUUGUGCUUGUAGAACUUUCCUUAAUUUAUUUUAUGAUAAAUUAUUAAGUUUGAAGUAUGUGUCUUCUGCAAGGUUGGUUGUCCUGCCACCUUCAACAUUGAAACCACAGAACCUAUGAAAGGUGCUUUGUAUGUUACUUUAGAUUUCUAUCCUCAAAGCUUAUAUUAUUAAACUAGAGGUUUAAAUAAAACCAUAUACAAAUGUCAGAAAUGUCAUUUGGAUUCCAU
This is a messenger RNA of Sarcophilus harrisii (Tasmanian devil), 10782 nucleotides long. It is a transcript of the gene CEP350, whose product is annotated as centrosomal protein 350. Gene Ontology annotation, biological process: microtubule anchoring. Gene Ontology annotation, cellular component: centrosome. The transcript has 39 exons. NCBI's taxonomy places the organism in Eukaryota, Metazoa, Chordata, Mammalia, Dasyuromorphia, Dasyuridae. The coding region runs from base 73 to 9588 and encodes 3171 amino acids. Gene Ontology annotation, molecular function: microtubule binding. The record is from RefSeq and is a predicted model, not a curated record.